Oldenlandia corymbosa var. corymbosa is the source of this 1005-nucleotide messenger RNA. The record is from the annotation of a GenBank genome assembly. Lineage: Eukaryota; Viridiplantae; Streptophyta; Magnoliopsida; Gentianales; Rubiaceae.
AUGGCUUUCUACGGCUCCAAUUACGGAGAUGAUAAUGUCGGUGAGUACCAUUGGACUCCUUAUAGUACUAAUCCAUAUGAUUCGUAUGCUGUUCUUCCUUCUGAUCAAUCUGCAUUGCCAUUCUCUGCUUAUGAAUUCAAUGAACCAAUCCAAUAUGAUUAUAGUCCGUACAAUCAUUUUGAUUCAUAUAGUUCUCUUACUCAAUCAUUUCAAAAUUAUUAUGCCUGCAACCUUUCUGAACCGAGGCUUUUUCAGUAUGAUCCUCCUCCCUCGUAUGCUGUUCAGUCUUUUUAUUCUCAGACUAGUUACUCAACCUAUUACUCGAACUCAGAGGUAAAACCCGAGUCCGAUGUGAUUGAGUUUGAGGAAUAUGAUCCAACUCCUUAUGGAGGUGGCUAUGAUCCCCAUCAAACCUAUGGCAAACCCCUUCCUCCAUCGGAUGAAAUCUGUUAUCCUCGAUCAUCCCCUGUACCGACAAAACCAGAUGGCGAAUUGUCGGAUGGUUUUUCAUAUGGUUCCUUUACUCCAGCCCAUGGAGGAAAGACUGAAGUACCCCCAAAGCCAGUCACUCCCAAAGAACAAGACUCGAAGGAGGAAAAGAUUGCGAAGGAAACAGGCAACAGUGGGAACAUUGAAAUCCCUGAGGAACCAUCAAUGCAGGAAGAAGACAGAGGUGGGGAUGUAGCUGAACAUUCUGCUGCACCUGAUAAUGGUGGAAAUGAAGGAUAUGGUAACUCUGAAUGGAACAAGCAAGUACCUUAUCAUGUUCCGUAUGGUUCGGGUUUGGAAUCAUUGGAUAUAUGUGAGAGUUUAUUUGGUUACUGGCCAUGCUUAGCUAAAAUGGAAAGGCAAAAGAAAGCUUGUCAAGUUUGUGAUCAUGAAGAAACUAGGUAUGACCCUUGGAAAAGCACUGCUGAUUAUCUGUUUGGAAGCUCAUAUAGUUAUGGUGAUUAUCAAGGAAGUUCUUAUCAACAUCAAAAUUUGUAUGCACAAUAUCAACACUAA